GGCACAGCAUUUCAAAACAAGGAACCUGUGCUGUCAAGGAGGGAGACACCGAAUUAAUGAGUUUAGGACAAAGUUAGCGAGCUAGCUAAGCUCACUUAGCUAAUCAACGACAAUGCCUCAUUAUAGUAGCUAAGUAUUUCGCUAACUAGCUGGUUAGCAAACGUCUGCCAUACUUAAGUUAACACCAGUAAGGAUGGAUUCUGAUGGCACUGAGAAACUUAACUCUCACCUUAAGAAACCUUUUAAAGAACACACCGCCCAGAAUUCACUGGACACUAAAAAGACAGGAUGUUGCUCUUUCCUGCUCCUGGCCUCAGUGGUGGCCACUGUAAGCGGAUUCAUGUUGGGCUACGAAAUGGGUCUCAUUUCUGGGGCCCUCCUCCAGCUGCGGGAAAUUCUAUCCCUCACAUGUCAGAGACAGGAAAUGGUGGUGAGCUCCUUGUUAUUUGGGGCCUUGGUGAUUUCUCUAGGAGGAGGAUUUAUACUUGAUCAUUACGGGAGGAAGUUCACCAUAAUUCUGACAGCUGUCUUCACCAUAAUCGGAACUGUCAUCCUGAUAGGCUUUGUCUCCUACACCACGCUUAUCAUAGGCCGUGCUGUGGUGGGCAUGGCUGUGGCGCUGUCCGGCACAGCAUCCUGCCUUUACAUAGCGGAAAUUGCCCCGAAGAACAAGCGGGGGCUUCUGGUGUGCCUUUAUGAACUGAUGGUUGUUAUUGGCAUUCUGCUUGGGUUUGGUUUUAGCUACUCCUUUGCCGCUGUUCCAGAGGGCUGGAAGUAUAUGUUUGGCAUUGCCAUCCCGCCAGCGGUUCUCCAGGCGAUCACUAUGCUGUUUCUGCCGGUUAGUCCGCGCUUCUUAAUGAAGAAGGGCAAGAACCAAGCUGCCCUUGAGGUCCUGAUCCAACUGCGGGCCUCUCAGGCUGAGGAGGAGCUGCAAUGCAUCCAGACCACUCUGAAGGAGGAGAGCCAGCACAGCUUCCUGGACCUCUUCAGAACAAAGGACAACAUAAGAAUGAGGCUGAUGAUUGGGGUGGCGCUGGUCUUCUUCCAGCAGGUGACGGGGCAGCCCAACAUCCUGUUCUACGCCUCAACUAUUUUGAAGUCUGUCGGCUUCCACAGCAACGAGGCAGCCACGCUGGCAUCCACAGGCCUGGGCGUGGUGAAAGUGGCCAGCACCAUUCCUGCGGUCCUGCUGGUGGACCGUGUGGGGAGCAAGGCUUUCCUGUGCAUUGGAUCAGUCAUUAUGACUGUGUCACUCGCCACUCUGGGAGUGGUGACACUACAGAGUCACACAAAUGUCAUUAGCAUCUGUCAAAGCCCCAUCAGCCUUAACCAGACCCACUGGCUGUACAACACCUCUACAGUAAGAGGAGAAGGUGACCUCAGAGUGACCUCAGACUUUCCGCCUGUCCUCACAAAUGCUGCAAACAUCAGCAAUGCCAGCAGCGGAUGGAUGACCAGAGAAGGAUGGAAUCAUGGGGUUGGAGAAAGUGUUGUGAAGACUGCCGAUGUAGGUCUAAUCCAGAGAGAAGUGUCUGGUGCCUUAAAGUGGCUGUCCCUGGUUAGCCUGCUUUUUUAUGUGGCUGCAUUUUCCAUAAGUCUAGGACCAAUGGUGUACGUGGUUCUGAGUGAGAUAUUCCCCUUGGGAAUACGCGGCAAAGCAGUGUCUGUAGUUUCUGCAGUAAACUGGGGCACCAACCUCAUCAUUUCCCUGACGUUCCUCACUGUGACAGACAAGAUUGGCCUUCCCAAUGUCAUAUUCUUGUAUGCUGCAAUGAGCUUUGCUCUUCUGGUGUUUGUGAUUUUGUACAUACCUGAGACCAAAGGGAGGUCACUGGAACAGAUCUCAAAGGAAUUAGCCAAGAAAAACCACCUUGAAGACCGAAUAUGCUACAGAGUGAAGCCUAAAAUGGACACUUUGAUUUCAAUGAAACGGGACAGUGAAAACGGCUCAAACUAAGAAUAUAUACCUCAGAAGUUAAUGUCUGUAUUACGAAACGGCACAAAAAAGGCUGCUUUUUGUGAUAUGUUGGGAGAUUCAGUUUCUCUCACAGUAAAUGGUAAGAUAUUGUUUAUGACGAAGUUGGGCAAAACACUUGAAGAACAAAAUUAGAAAAAAAUCAGCAGCUUGUAUGAGGAUUUGCCUGAAGUACUGAAGUAUGUACUGUACAUUGAGAUCACAAGACUCGCCAUGCGGGAACUGGGCUAUACCGUGCUCCAUAGACAUCAGCAUUUCAGUUGUAGCAACAAGCCCGACUGCUUUCUUCAGCUCAAAACAUACUUGAUGGACGUGAUAAGUGUGCUGACUGUCACAGGCACUGAGUGUAAAGUGUGUUGUGGUUAACACCGUUGCUAGUCUGGACUGAAAACAGACCACACCAGUUUAAGUGCCUUCUCAUGAAAUUAUUCAUUAAAAUUAACUAUACCUUAAUUUUAACUUUUAACCUUCAUUUCAUUGAGUAAACCUGCUGCUCCGUCACUCAUUACUGCAGUCACUCAGGUGUUUUAUAACAAGGGGGAAGCUCCAUCUGUGUGGGAUAUCUUUCCUUAUUUUAAUGUCUAAUCAUGUUUUAUUUUGUGAUUGGAAAACAUUGACAUGUGAGGAUUAUUUUACUAUUACACAAAUGACAUAGUGUAUGGUCAAACAUUGGAAUCUGUGUACGUAUGUGUGUACAAGUCACUCUGGAUACGAAUGUCUAUUAAUGGACUUUUUUAAAAAUUCCUGUCAAUCUUAUCAACUGCAUUGACUGUCUAAUGGAAGCAAAUUUGCUUCAUAUAAGCUUAGUCUCAGAUGUGAUAGAGCACAGUACAAAUAUGUAUUCCACUUUCCCCCCCCCCAGUUGUGUGAAAGGAGCCUUAACAAUACAGAUACUUUAAAUAGCAAAUUCAAUAGAACACUGCAAUGUUUAGACAUUCUGAACACUGUGCCAAUCUGCUUGACAUCUAAUGUUUGUAUUAGACAUGAUAGCUGCAACGCAGCCUGCAGUGCUUAUACCCUCUGAGAUGCCAAUUCAUGUUUUUCAGGACCUGUGCUGAUUAAUUAGCACAAUGUUUCAUGAGGACACACAGGUUUUACAGUAAAUAUAAAACCCAACAUGGCCACCCACAGUAUGCUCAGCCAACUACUUAACACAUGUACACCUUGAAUAAGAAUUCUUGAAUAAGAACAAGUACUGUACUAAUUGUCAAAGCUGAACUGUUAUCUGGGGGGAUGGAUUCAUGUAGUGGUUCCAAAGUUAGGGUAUAAUUUUUGCAAUGUAGAGCUCAGACGGCAAAGUGAAUGAUUGUAAGUGUGAUUGCAAUAUUAGCAAGUGAUAAAAAUCCUUAAUUCACACCUUGAGUUUUUCAUGUUGCCACCGAUGUCUUGUAGCUGAGCUUGAUGACUGGAUUCUUCUGGUCCAAUUAAAAGCGUAAAUGAUCAGUGUCUUCCAUAAUAAAAAAAUGCAUUACUAUUUU
Molecule: messenger RNA, 3453 nt
Organism: Megalops cyprinoides (Indo-Pacific tarpon)
Lineage: Eukaryota; Metazoa; Chordata; Actinopteri; Elopiformes; Megalopidae
Gene: slc2a12
Product: solute carrier family 2 member 12
Exons: 6
Coding region: 194-1957 (587 amino acids)
Biological process (GO): transmembrane transport
Cellular component (GO): membrane
Molecular function (GO): transmembrane transporter activity
Source: RefSeq, a predicted model, not a curated record